Molecule: messenger RNA, 2385 nt
Organism: Thunnus maccoyii (southern bluefin tuna)
Lineage: Eukaryota; Metazoa; Chordata; Actinopteri; Scombriformes; Scombridae
Gene: pcgf6
Product: polycomb group ring finger 6
Exons: 10
Coding region: 540-1310 (256 amino acids)
Biological process (GO): regulation of transcription by RNA polymerase II
Cellular component (GO): PRC1 complex
Source: RefSeq, a predicted model, not a curated record
CAUGGGCAGAAAGUCUUAAUCCAGUCCCUCACGGUUUGAUUUCUACAGUUCGUGGCUUUGAGGGCUUGUAUUUUCAUUUCUACACAACUGGAGAUUAAAUGAGAGCUGGAGGAUAAAGCCCGGGCCGGUACAUUUAGACAUAUAAAUUAUUCUGAAAGACAGAGACAACACAGCAGAUAAAGUUAGGAAGUUAUCUUAUUUCUUCUCUUGUGGCAAUAAUACGGACUGAGGCACAUGCGCUAACCCACUUUGGAUAAUAUUUGUAACUUAGUGAUAGCAGCAAAUAAUUCGUGCAUAUAUAUGUUGAUGUUUUGAGCACCAACGAUACUUAUAACACGCACGUUAAACGUUGGUCAGCUAAACGUUAGCCAGCUAAGUUAGCCAAGCGGAGCUGAAUCAACAACAAGUUGACUGAAAACUACAAGUAACUUUGUUUGUUUAAAGCUGAGUUGUACGUUUGAAGGAAUUACAUAAUUUACUGUUUAAUUGAGGUAACUUUGAGAGAAAGGCAGGUUUGCUGUCGUUAGUAGCCGGUUGGGAUGUCAUCGCCUCCAUAUGGUCACAAGAGUCAUGAAGAGUCAACGAGCAGAGCUGACAGCGACUCAGAGGACGAGCCCAAGCUCCCCCUCAAUCAGUUCUACCCAUACAUCCGAUGUGCCCUCUGCUGCGGCUUCCUCAUCGAUGCCACCACCAUCACAGAGUGUUUGCACACAUUUUGCAAAAGCUGCAUCGUGAAACAUUUUUUCUACAGCAACAGGUGUCCCACAUGCAGCAUCGUAGUCCACCAAACACAACCCCUUUACAACAUCAGGCCUGACAGACAACUGCAGGAUAUUGUUUAUAAAAUGGUUCCAUUCCUGGAGGAGUUUGAAAGAGAACAAAUGUGUAGCUUCUACAAAGAGAGAGGGCUGGACCUGCCAAAACCAGUGUCCGUCUCCCCACCAGGUCCUGCAGUGGGGAAAAGGCAGAAGAAGGAUAACAUAACCCAGUCUGUGUUCACCAUCCCUCCUGAGCUGGAUGUGUCACUGCUACUGGAGUUUGUAGGGGCUGAAGAGGGGAUUAGCAACUACAAGCCACUAGAGAGGCGGUAUGUCCGUGUUUCAGGCGAGGCCACCGUUCGCCACGUGGAGCUGUUCAUCAGGAGGAAGAUGGAGCUCAGCCCAACCUGCCAGGUGGAUGUGGUUUGCGGAGAUCAUCUCCUAGAUCACUAUCAGUCACUCAAAGACAUACAGAGCUCUGUGGGAACAGAGGCACUGCAGGACGGUUUGUUGGUGCUGCACUUCGGUUUGGUCCUGCCCUCCCAGUCUUGAGUCGCAAAGAUGGAUGCAGAAAUACCUGAGGGGACUUUUUUUUUUGCAUCCUGUCAUAGUGUGGAGUGAAGUUUUCACAUUGGCAUUAUAACUAGUCCAAAGCUGUCUUGGCACUGUGUGCGAAUAUAAAGUUUAAUUUAAAUUUCUAACUUAAAUAUUACAACAAAGUAAAUGUAGCAAGUGGCCGGCAAAACAUUAAAUGUGAAAGAGAGAUUCUCAGAGCAAUAUAGUUGGAUUUCUUUACUGAGAAGUAUGAAAAUGUGUAAACUCUUAAUGUUCACACUAUAGCAUCUAAUUUUCAACCCCCAAGAUGAUCACUUGUAUUCAGGACGGCCGUGUGUCUGCUGCAGAUUUGCUGGACACAGGAAGUAUAUAUUUAAUUUAGUGAAGUGACGUUGUGUUGCAAUGAACUUUUCUGUCACGUUGUGGUAUGUACCUGAAGUGACAAUUUCCUACAGAACUGUGAUAUCUUUUUUUUUUUAGGUAUUGUUUUGUGUGCUGACACUCAAGGAUGUGACCGAUACUGUAGCUAAAACUGGACCGAACCACUGUCAAUGGAUCUUAAACUCCUCACAUCUCCAACAGAUAUAAAAGCAAUAGUGUCUGUUCUGAAAAGCUGCAUCAGUCCCAUCUUUUGGGAAACCAGGGAUCUCUCUUAAUACUUUUCUAUUUAUGGGUUUGAGAAUCGAGUUUACUGUCUGGGUUUCAUUUCAAAUCGAAGAUUGUGAUCUUAAGGGCUUGACACAAAAGGAUUACCACUGCCAAAGGUUUGUGUGUGUAUUUUAUAGAGCUUAGAUCUACACUGUAUCUUUAGAGUGACUCGCUUCUUGUUGAUUUAAUCGUUUAAUUUAACUUUUGUAUUGAUUACUUAUUCAUGCUCAUGUUGUCUGACUUAAGCUGUUGAUGUAAACUGAUGUCAUUGUUUUGAUAAAAAAUCUGCUUUCAGUACAAAUCACUAAAAAAAGCUGUUAUUUAAAGGGAGCCUGUAUAAAGAAAUCUUUGGUAGGGUUUGAUAUAAAAUACCUUUACUACUUGGUUUAUAAGUUUGAAUAAAUAUUUGAUGACACAACUGAAA